Aspergillus mulundensis is the source of this 843-nucleotide messenger RNA. RefSeq names its product putative integral ER membrane protein Scs2. The record is from RefSeq and is a predicted model, not a curated record. Gene Ontology annotation, cellular component: plasma membrane; endoplasmic reticulum membrane. NCBI's taxonomy places the organism in Eukaryota, Fungi, Ascomycota, Eurotiomycetes, Eurotiales, Aspergillaceae. The transcript has 7 exons. Gene Ontology annotation, biological process: endoplasmic reticulum membrane organization. Bases 1 to 843 code for a protein of 280 amino acids. Gene Ontology annotation, molecular function: FFAT motif binding.
AUGUCCAUCCUCCUCGACCCCCCAGACCUUGGCUUCAAGCGCCCCUUCAACCGUGAGAUAUGCCAGGUGUUACACCUCACCAAUAACAACCCGGAUGCCGUCGUCUUCAAGGUCAAAACCACUGCCCCUAAACAUUAUUGUGUCCGACCAAACUCCGGAAGGAUAGAACCGGGAAAGCAUGUGGAAGUUCAGGUGUUGUUGCAGGCCAUGAAGGACGAACCAGCCCCGGACGCCAAAUGCAAGGACAAGUUCCUGGUCCAAACGGUGGCAGUCACCAAGGAUAUGGAAUUCGCUAACGUCAGCUCCAUUUUCGAGAAAGCCACCAAGUCAGCCAUCCAGGAGCGCAAGAUACGAGUAACCUGGCUCGCCGCCGACGAACCUUCAAUCACACAGGAAGAUACCAAUGGCACGAACGCCCAGGAUGAUGAACCUCCCUCCUACUCUUCACCCAAGGGAGAAUUUGAGACUCCCGCUGCCGGGCUUUCGAAGAACCCGAACGCCACGUCGCCCAUCCCUGCUCCGGAUUUCAACGAGAGCGUCAAGCGGGAAUAUCCCACUCCACAAGUGUCUGAAAACAAGGCAGCGUCAGCGAAGUCUUCUUCUGCAAGCAGCGUAAAACAGAAUGACUACGAAGCGCGGCUGUUGGAAGCAAAUGCGCAAAUCCAGCGCCUGAAAGAUAAGCUCGCAGACCAGGGUUUGCGACAGAGGAAGAUUGGGGGUGAGAGCGAAAAGUCAUCGGCAGGCCUCGUGCAGCAGGCCCAGGCAGUUGAGGCAGGCGUGCCAGUAAGAAUCGUGGCAAGCUUAUGCCUGCUGAGUUUCUUGAUUGCGUAUUUCUUCUUCUAA